Molecule: messenger RNA, 1212 nt
Organism: Grammomys surdaster
Lineage: Eukaryota; Metazoa; Chordata; Mammalia; Rodentia; Muridae
Gene: Cntd1
Product: cyclin N-terminal domain containing 1
Exons: 7
Coding region: 22-1011 (329 amino acids)
Biological process (GO): reciprocal meiotic recombination
Cellular component (GO): site of double-strand break
Source: RefSeq, a predicted model, not a curated record
UGCUCCGAAAGACUUCUGAAUAUGGAAGGACCCUUGAGGCCAAGACUGGUUAACUGCAGUGACUUUCAGUUUGGAGUGGUUGGCACAGAGACCAUCGAAAACGCUCUGCUUCACUUGGCCCAGCAGAAUGAGCAAGCCGUGAAGGAGGCUGCGGGACGGACGGGGAGCUUCAGGGAGACCCGGAUCGUGGAGUUUGUUUUUCUCCUGUCUGAACAAUGGUGUCUGGAGAAAUCGGUGAGCUACCAGGCUGUAGAAAUCCUAGAAAGGUUCAUGGUGAAGCAGGCAGAGAACAUCUGUUGGCAAGCCACACUCCAGCUGAGAAGUAAUGAGACUGGGUUGCAAAACUGGAGGGCUCUGAAAGAGCAGCUUUGCGACAAGUUCAUCCUCCGUUUGGUGUCGUGUGUUCAGCUGGCCAGCAAACUGUCUUUCCACUACAAAAUUGUCAGCAACAUUACAGUCCUGAAUUUCCUCCAGGCUCUUGGUUAUGUAUACACCAAAGAAGAACUGCUGGAAUCAGAACUUGAUAUUUUGAAGUCCCUGAACUUCCAAAUAAAUCUGCCCACUCCGCUGGCAUAUGUGGAGAUGCUCCUUGAAGUUCUAGGGUACAAUGGCUGUUUGGUCCCUGCCACACAACUACAUGCAACUUGUCUGACCCUCCUUGACCUGGUCUAUCUUCUGCAUGAACCCAUCUAUGAGAGCCUAUUGAGAGCGUCAAUUGAGAAUUCUACACCCAGUCAGCUGCAGGGGGAAAAGUUUAUCUCUGUGAAGGAAGACUUUAUGCUGUUGGCAGUUGGAAUCAUUGCAGCGAGUGCCUUCAUCCAAAACCAUGAAUGCUGGAGCCAGGUUAUAGGGCAUCUGCAGAGUAUCACUGGCAUUGCCUCGGAAAGCAUUGCUGAGUUCUCUUAUGCAAUCCUGACUCACAGCGUGGGAGCAAACACUCCUGGGCAACAGCAGCCUGUUCCCCACAAGGCAGGCAGGGCGCUGAGGCCUGCUGCUUCCUCUAACACGUGAGGCUGGCUGACCUACACCGCCUUCUGUCACUGGACCCCCUUUCCUUGUUUACUUUCAAACUCAGGGUACAAAAAUUCCAAGUUUCCUUUGAACAGUGUUUUAUAUUCCAAUUUCAAGCAUGUUAUUUUUUUCCACAUCAGAGAUAGUGAUGGGAGACAAACAUAUCUGUUGUGUCAUGGCAGGCUAAAAAACAUCAAAGAA